Messenger RNA from Eremomyces bilateralis CBS 781.70, 1540 nucleotides. RefSeq names its product Methylthioribulose-1-phosphate dehydratase. Lineage: Eukaryota; Fungi; Ascomycota; Dothideomycetes; Eremomycetales; Eremomycetaceae. The record is from RefSeq and is a predicted model, not a curated record. Gene Ontology annotation, molecular function: metal ion binding; methylthioribulose 1-phosphate dehydratase activity. The coding region runs from base 303 to 1292 and encodes 329 amino acids. The transcript has a single exon. Gene Ontology annotation, cellular component: cytoplasm.
UGGCACGAACCAUACGCUCUCAAGAUAUGACGACUUAAUGGGAUUACAAUUGUUCCAAAGCCAGAGGAGAUUUGAUGUAUAAAAACCGUAGGGAACUUUGGCGUGCUCAAGCACGCCAUGGAUCAUGGACCCAAACUUCGACCAGACCUCCACCACGUGCAGCGAAUAUAAGACUGCGAAAAUUCCCGCCUCGCCCAAGCAUCGUCCAAUAGUGUACAAACCGAAAAGGUUAGGUCAUGUCCUGACGCCCGCGGAUAAUUGGAUCAAGAUACAAGUUGUCGCAUUCGCCUGGGUUCAAAAUCAUGGCCGAACAAGCCACCCGUGGCUCGUCCACGAUAAAUUACAAAGAUGGGGGAAUGAGAGACAAUAAAGAAUAUCAAACCCGACUUCGACAGACGCUCGAAGCUGGCGAAGUCGAGUUGCUGUCCCCGGAGAUGUUAAUAUCCUCUCGCGAUGCCGAGCAUCCCGCAAACCUCAUCCCGUCGCUAUGUGAAGCGUUCUACAAGCUUGGAUGGGUGACCGGUACGGGAGGAGGGAUAUCCAUCCGCAAAGGUGCCCUGGCCUACUUCGCCCCGAGCGGCGUGCAGAAAGAGCGGAUUAAGCCCGAGGACCUGUUCGUGUUGGACUUGCGGUUGGGAACGUACUUGCGGUACCCGCUGCCGUUGAAGCCUAGCCAGUGCACGCCAUUAUUCCAUCUCUCGUUCAUGAAGCGAGGCGCGGGGGCGUGUAUCCACACACAUAGCCAGUGGGCCGUGCUGGUGACGCUCCUCGUCGAGCAGGAGCUGCAGCAGCGGACGGCAAAGGGUGGUUUUGCGACGUGGGAUGACCGGAGCAUGGGCGGGAUUACCGAUCUGACGGGCGCCGAGCGAAGUCUCUCAAAAAAGCGCUGGGAUGCAACGCCAGGCCGCGACGCCGUGCUGCAUCGACCAUUCCGCAUCUCGCGCCUCGAGCAGAUCAAAGGCAUCCCCGCCGGUCAGAAGCACACGGACGGGUAUAUCGAUGAUGUGGACCUGUCGAAGAUCGAGCCCAGUCGGCCCGGAUACCUGUCAUAUUACGAUACGCUGGCGAUUCCGAUUAUCGAGAACACGGCGCACGAGGAAGAUCUCUCCGCGUCGCUAGCGGCGGCCAUCGAGAUGUAUCCGCACUCGAGCGCGGUGCUGGUGAAGAGACAUGGCGUAUACGUCUGGGGGGAGACGUGGGUGAAGGCGAAGACUGUUUGUGAGAGUCUGGACUACAUUUUUCAGCUGGCGAUCGAGAUGCGCAAGUUGAAUGCGCCAUGGACGGAAGAUUGAGUGGAUGAAUGAAAAUCGUCAAGAUGAUGGUCGGGCCGAGAUAUGGAUUCGGGGGGUGGUUAACGACAAUGAUAGGAUGCUUAAUGAGGGCGAAAUCGAUAACAGGGAUUAUCCCGAUGGUUGAGGAGUCAAACUACAAGCACCGUCGCCAGUGAUCAUCUCGUUUAAGCUACUACUGUUAAUUACUUCUUGCAUAAUAGUGCUAUCAUAUACCAUGAGUUUUCAUGGCGAAUCAGUAUCGUACAAUU